AUGGCCCGAACUAGAAAGCAGAAAUCCUUUCCCAAAUGGUCUAUCUAUGAAGCUCUCCACGGUGAAGUAUCGAGGUUACUGGACGGCACAGGGCUCGCAUUCGAUUUCCACACCGAGGAUAACGAGACCCAUUGCAUCAGACAGUGGGACUCGAACGUCAUGGGCCGCUUUGUGUGUCACAAUCCAGCAUGCCGUUCAGAUGGCUGGUCCAGUGUUAAGAUCGCGAUCACAAUUCGUCAAUAUACCAAUCACGAAUACAACGCGCGAGUAUACCACCAACGCUGCAAAUCUUGCAAUUGGCUUUCUAAGCCAUGGUUGAGUUAUUCAUAUGCCGAGCGAGUGGCCUAUUGGCUGAAGAAAUGGAACGGAGUGUACGUUGAGAAACCUGAUAUCUCGGGCUCCAGCAAAGGGCCUCAUGACAGUCGCCUUUGUGAAGGCUGUAAGGCUGGACACUGCUCUCAAGAUGAGGACAGCCUCAGCAAACGAUUUAACCGGUUUGUCAGUUUGAGCUGUGUACGAUUAUUGACUGACUUCGAAAUAGACUGUAUGUCUAGUAGACAGUUUCUUGACUGCAGGGCUGGCAACGUCGAUAAAUUUCCCUUUUGCCCUAGUGGUCUGCCACGAUGCUCUUGUAUGCAAAGAUUGGCUCACGAGGCGUCAUAUUGUCGUCCUGGAAAGCAGUUGGCCAUUUGUUGA
Molecule: messenger RNA, 696 nt
Organism: Penicillium olsonii
Lineage: Eukaryota; Fungi; Ascomycota; Eurotiomycetes; Eurotiales; Aspergillaceae
Source: the annotation of a GenBank genome assembly